AUGCCUGCUGUUGUCAAGCGUCACAGGGUUCUAAGAGGAAAUACCGAAACAAGAAGACGCCUCCGCUCGGAGGAGAGCCUGGCCGAGAGCCCCGCAACCAGCCCCUUGGUCGCACUUCCUGCCUCGCUUUUUCUGCUUCUCCGCGGGCAGCUCAACCCGGCUACUGAUCUACUUCUUGCCUGGAAUCCCAUUUGUUUGGGGUUGGUAGAAGGUGUUAUCGGGAAAAUUCAGCUUCAUUCAGAUCUUCCAUGGUGGCUUAUUUUAAUUCGGCAGAAAGCAUCAGUGGGCAAACUUCCAGGAGGUCAUGAAGUCUGUAAAGUUACCAAAAUUGCUGUGCUAUCACUUUCUGAAAUGGAACCUCAGGAUCUUGAGCUAGAGCUCUGUAAGAAGCAUCAUUUUGGAAUUAACAAACCAGAGAAGAUUAUACCAUCUCCUGAUGACUCAAAGUUUCUACUGAAGACCCUUACGCAAAUUAAAUCCAAUGUGUCUGCUCCUAAUAAAAAGAAAGUUAAGGAAAGUAAAGAAAAAGAGAAGUUGGAGAGAAGAUUACUUGAGGAAUUGCUGAAGAUGUUCAUGGACUCAGAAUCCUUUUACUACAGCUUGACCUAUGACCUGACCAAUUCAGUGCAGAGGCAAAGUGCUGGGGAGAGGGACCCCCGGCCCCUUUGGCAAAAGGUUGAUGACCGAUUUUUUUGGAAUAAAUAUAUGAUACAAGAUCUUACUGAGAUUGGUACACCAGAUGUGGACUUCUGGAUUAUCCCCAUUAUCCAAGGUUUUGUGCAGAUUGAGGAACUUGUGGUUAAUUAUAAUGAGUCAUCUGAUGAUGAGAAAAGCAGCCCGGAGACCCCCCCUCAGGAGUCCACCUGUGUGGAUGACAUUCACCCACGAUUUCUGGUGGCUCUCAUUUCACGCCGAAGUAGGCAUAGAGCAGGAAUGCGCUAUAAACGAAGAGGAGUGGAUAAAAAUGGAAAUGUUGCAAAUUACGUGGAGACUGAGCAGUUAAUUCAUGUUCAUAAUCAUACCUUGUCAUUUAUUCAAACACGAGGCUCUGUGCCUGUCUUUUGGAGCCAGGUUGGGUAUCGAUAUAAUCCAAGACCUCGGCUAGACAAAAGUGAAAAGGAAACUGUUGCCUAUUUCUGUGCCCAUUUCGAAGAACAACUGAAAAUUUACCAAAAACAGGUUAUUAUUAACUUGGUAGACCAGGCAGGAAGAGAGAAAAUUAUUGGCGAUGCUUACCUGAAGCAAGUGUUGCUCUUGAACAGCUCACACCUCACUUACGUUUCCUUUGACUUCCAUGAGCACUGCCGAGGAAUGAAGUUUGAGAAUGUUCAAACACUGACAGAUGCCAUUUAUGACAUUAUUCUUGACAUGAAGUGGUGUUGGGUUGAUCAAGCUGGUGUAAUCUGUAAACAAGAAGGGAUUUUUCGUGUUAAUUGCAUGGACUGCCUGGAUCGCACCAACGUGGUCCAAGCUGCCAUCGCACGAGUGGUCAUGGAACAGCAGCUGAAAAAAUUAGGUGUGAUGCCCCCGGAGCAGCCACUACCAGUGAAAUGCAAUCGGAUCUAUCAGAUAAUGUGGGCCAACAACGGUGACUCCAUCAGCAGACAGUACGCUGGGACAGCUGCUCUGAAGGGUGACUUUACAAGGACCGGAGAAAGAAAGUUAGCAGGAGUUAUGAAAGAUGGAGUUAACUCAGCAAAUAGGUAUUACCUGAAUCGAUUUAAGGAUGCUUAUAGGCAAGCUGUUAUAGAUUUGAUGCAAGGCAUUCCAGUGACAGAAGAUCUUUAUUCCAUAUUUACCAAGGAGAAAGAACAUGAAGCUUUGCAUAAGGAAAAUCAGAGGAGCCACCAGGAACUAAUUAGCCAGCUCUUACAAAGUUACAUGAAGUUACUGCUGCCUGAUAAUGAAAAGUUCCAUGGGGGCUGGGCCCUCAUUGACUGUGACCCCAGGGGAGAUGUUAGGAAACCUGCUCUUGGGCUAUCUGAGUUGGCUGUAGAACCUUUGUACAAUCUAUCAACUGAGCUGGAGAUGUGGACCCGGAGCAGGCAGCCCCUGGUGGAGGACGGCGAGAGACAGCCUCUGGCGCGGACCGCUCAGGCCCUCCGGGCUCUCGCUGUCUGUCCCUUCCGCUCCUUUGCGCCCCCAGCCGCCGCAGGCCGAGCUCCGGCUGGAAUGACGGCUGAUGGGCGCCGGCGGGAUGUGCUGUUACUGCUUUCUAACUCUGCCUACUACAUGGCCUAUUAUGAUGAUGAAGUUGAUAAAGUAAACCAGUAUCAACGGCUAAGUUUAGAAGACCUGGAAAAAAUAGAAAUAGGUCCUGAACCCACUCUUUUUGGUAAGCCAAAGUUCUCCUGCAUGCGAUUGCACUACAGAUAUAAAGAAGCAAGUGGCUAUUUCCACACGCUGAGAGCUGUAAUACGUAAUCCAGAAGAGGAUGGCAAAGAUACCCUUCAGUGCAUUGCAGAGAUGCUGCAGAUCACCAAGCAAGCCAUGGGAUUAGAUGUACCUAUAAUCGAGAAAAAACUUGAGAGGAAGAGCAGUAAACCUCACGAAGACAUUAUUGGCAUCAGAUCUCAAAACCAAGGCUCUUUGGCCCAGGGGAAAAAUUUUUUAAUGAGCAAAUUUUCAUCUCUGAAUCAAAAAGUGAAACAGACCAAAUCCAAUGUAAAUAUUGGCAAUCUACGAAAGCUAGGAAACUUUACAAAACCUGAAAUGAAAGUUAACUUUCUAAAACCAAACUUAAAAGUAAAUCUUUGGAAAUCAGAUAGUAAUCUUGAAACCAUGGAAAACACAGGUGUGAUGGAUAAUAAAGUCCAGGCAGAGUCUGAUGGGGAAAUGUCUUCAGAUAAUGACUCAUACCACUCUGAUGAAUUCCUUCCAAAUUCCAAGUCUGAUGAAGACAGGCAGCUAGAUAAUUCUUUAGAGAACGUAGGGCCAAUAGACUAUGUUCUUCCUAGUUGUGGUAUUAUUGCUUCAGCACCUCGAGUAGGCAGUCGAUCCCAGUCUCUUAGCAGCACUGAUAUCAGCGUUCAUGUUCCUUCAGAGAUGACUAUUCCUCAUGGAAGUGGGCUUGGAAAAGGCCAGGAGUCUCCUGUGAAGAGAAGUCCUUCGGCUGACAACAUACACAUAUUGACUGGCUUUGCCAAGCCUGUGGAUGUUUACUGCCACAGAUUUGUACAAGAGGCACAAAACAAAAUGACCCAGCUCUCAGAAACCAGGUCUGUUUCUCAGCAGGCUAGUGAGGAAGGAAAUCAAAUGACCAAUCAAGUUUCUAAUGAAGAAACCCAAUCAGAAUCAAUGGAACAGAUACCUUCUCGACCAUCUCAAUUAGAUGUGUCUUUUUCUGCAACAGGCCCACAGUUUUUGUCAGUGGAACCAGUGCAUUCAGUCGUAUCUCAAAAGACCCCCGGCUCCGGAUCCAGCAUGCUUGAACUUGAGACAGGGCCUCAUGUAACUCCUUCUCCUGCAGAGAGCAGUAGCAGCAGAGCAGUCUCGCCUUUUGCUAAGAUUCGAAGUUCCAUGGUCCAGGUUGCUACUAUUACCCAAGCUGGAUUAACCCAGGGGAUCAACUUUGCAGUGGCGAAGGUUCAGAAGAGCCCUGCAGAACCCGAAGUGGUUAAUGAAGUCCAGCAAAAUGAACUUAAAAAUGUGUUUACACAAUGCCAGACACGAAUAAUUCAGAUUUAGUUUUUAGCCACAAAGAAUCCUUCUGUGGCUUUUAUUUAAUCCAAAAAAAGGUUUCACAUAUUAGGCUAUUUUAACUUGUACUGUCUUUAAAUCUAGGGAUCACAAAUUCUGUUUAUUGGGAAAGGUUUUAAAAGGAGUCUGAACCUGAGCAGAUUUCCAAAUUUGAGAGCCAAGACAACAGAAGCACAUCAUCC
Messenger RNA from Ceratotherium simum simum (southern white rhinoceros), 3881 nucleotides. The record is from RefSeq and is a predicted model, not a curated record. Lineage: Eukaryota; Metazoa; Chordata; Mammalia; Perissodactyla; Rhinocerotidae.